This is a messenger RNA of Scomber japonicus (chub mackerel), 2880 nucleotides long. It is a transcript of the gene map3k12, whose product is annotated as mitogen-activated protein kinase kinase kinase 12. NCBI's taxonomy places the organism in Eukaryota, Metazoa, Chordata, Actinopteri, Scombriformes, Scombridae. The coding region runs from base 1 to 2880 and encodes 959 amino acids. The record is from RefSeq and is a predicted model, not a curated record. The transcript is spliced from 13 exons. Gene Ontology annotation, biological process: JNK cascade; protein autophosphorylation. Gene Ontology annotation, molecular function: JUN kinase kinase kinase activity; ATP binding.
AUGAGUGGGACCUGUAUCCAUGAGCCCCGUGCCCCUUCCCCCUCCCUCUCAGGCUUCAGUACCCCCAUCUCAGAGCCCCCCUAUCGAAGACUCGAUGGAGACACCCCUGCCUGCACCCCCGAAACGGACCUGACCCCCACACAGUGUGUCCUCCGAAACGUGCUGUCCAUUGACACCGGUGGACAGGUGGCACCAGGAGGCAGCAGCCCCACACCCAGUGAUGGACCCUCAGCCCACUUUGACAACAGCGUGCUAAAACUACAUGAACAUGAGGCCUGCCAGUGUGGCGGUGGGGCCGAGGCGGGGCACAGUCCAGAGGCUGGCGCUGUUCGGAGCCAGUCGGAGAACAUUCGGCUACAAUCAGGAAGUGGAGGUUUUUUGGAGGGACUGUUUGGCUGCCUAAAACCAGUCUGGACGAUGAUUGGAAAAGCCUACUCCACUGAACACAAACAUAGCCAUGAAGAGUCCUGGGAGGUUCCCUUCGAGGAGAUCUCGGACCUGCAGUGGGUAGGCAGCGGGGCACAGGGGGCCGUCUUCCUCGGCAAGUUCCACGGGGAAGACGUGGCUGUAAAGAAAGUUCGGGACAUCAAAGAGACUGAGAUCAAACACCUCCGCAAACUCAAGCACCCCAACAUCAUCACUUUCAAGGGUGUGUGCACGCAGGCUCCUUGUUACUGUAUCUUGAUGGAAUACUGUGCUCAAGGCCAGCUGUAUGAGGUGUUGAGGGCGGGCCGUAAAAUCACCCCCUCCCUCCUGGUUGACUGGUCCAUGGGCAUUGCGGGCGGCAUGAACUACCUACACCUCCACAAAAUCAUCCACCGAGACCUCAAAUCCCCCAACAUGCUGAUCACACAUGAUGACCUGGUAAAGAUCUCUGACUUUGGUACCUCGAAGGAGCUCAGUGACAAGAGCACCAAAAUGUCAUUUGCUGGCACCGUAGCCUGGAUGGCCCCUGAAGUCAUUCGCAAUGAGCCAGUGUCAGAAAAGGUGGACAUCUGGUCGUUUGGAGUUGUGCUGUGGGAGAUGCUAACGGGAGAGAUCCCUUAUAAAGAUGUGGACUCAUCUGCCAUCAUCUGGGGUGUGGGGAACAACAGUCUUCAGCUGCCCAUACCUGAGAGCUGUCCUGACGGCUUCAAGAUCCUCCUCAGACAGUGCUGGAACUGUAAGCCCAGGAAUAGGCCGUCUUUCCGUCAGAUCCUUCUUCAUCUGGAUAUAGCGUCAGCUGAUGUGCUGUCCACUCCGCAGGAGACGUACUUCAAGUCUCAGGCUGAAUGGCGAGAAGAGGUGAAACAGCACUUUGAGAAGAUUAAAUCGGAGGGCACUUGUCUCCACCGACUCGACGAGGAACUGAUCAACCGACGUAGAGAGGAGCUCAGGCAUGCUUUGGACAUCCGUGAACACUAUGAGAGGAAACUGGAGAGGGCUAACAACCUUUACAUGGAGCUCAGUGCUGUCAUGCUGCAGCUGGAGCUCAAAGAGAAGGAGUUGCAGAGGAGAGAGCAGUCUUUAGAUAAGAAGUAUCCCGGCUUGUUUAAGCACCACAGCUCCAGACAGAGCAGCUCUUCUAACUCCAUGGACAAACUCAUCAAGAAGAGAAAUGUCCCGCAGAAACUGCCUUCGGGAAAAAGGCCAGACAUCCUGAAGUCUGAGGUAAUCAUUCCCAAAAUGGAUUCCUCCGUAAUGCAAGUCACUAUCCCAGCCUGCCCCAACAGGAGCUCUACCUCUCCUAGUCGGUCUCGGAGGGUAAAGACCCGCCAUCGCAAACCUGGUAAGGGCAGCAGUGGGGACCUGGCUGGACUUAAGGCAAAUCAGUCGUCACCCAAUAGGGACACAACUGCCCAGGCUAACAGUUCAACCACUAACACCUCCAAGCAGCUGCUGGAGCCGUCUGCAGCCCUGCGGGGCCUCAGCCACGAGCAGCAGCAGAGGCAGCUGUCCUCCUCCAGCCCUGACCUCAUCUGCACCACGCUGGAGGCCGAAGGCCAGGGAAAGGGGGAGCCUUCUGUGAGCGGGCUAGAGAGAGGGGGGAGCCUCAGUGCCUCUGCAGGUUUAGGGGGAUCAGAAGGAGGGGCAGCCGGUCUGGAUGAUCUCACAGAAACUCCUCCCCGCAGUGACACUCCCAGCGAGGAUGCUGCAUCAUUCCCAUUCUCCAGCAGCCCAGACUCACCGUGCGGAAGGGGGGCAGCAGCAGGGCGGGGGUCUCUGGGAUCCCCACGUCUGCCCCAUGAUGGGGAAGACAAGGAGGAGGGAGCCGGUGCUGUGAGGAUGCCCCGGGGGGCAUCAGGGGGAAUCGGGAGUCAGCACCUCACACCUUCAGCCAUUCUGUACAGGGCAGCUAUCACACGCAAACAGAGGCGUGGAGUGUCAUCAGAAGAGGAGGAGGGUGAAGUUGACAGUGAGGUUGAGUUACCACGGAGACGACGUCCGACUAGCAUCACCAAGUGCCAGUCGGUGUCAACCUUCAGCUCAGAGAACCUGUCGGUGUCAGAUGGCGAGGAGGGCCAUACUACUGACCACUCCCACAGCGGCACUCCUGAUGUGGUCAGCACCAACACAGACGACAGGUUGGACGACCGCAGCGAUGACCUCCUCUCUCAGGGGUCCGAGAUCCCGGCGGACAACACGGAUCCUGUGCAGGCUUCCGAUGGCCUGUCAGAGAGAGACGGAGUCAUGGGCCAGGCCAAAGCUCAGCUGGACAACGGGCAGAAUCCUAAUGAGAGUCGGGCGCUGUGCGAUGACUCUGACUGCGACAGUGCUGAGCUGGAUCAGUCAGGUAGCGGAGAGCCCAGCCGUCCUCCCAGCGCUGGAGCGUGGCUGCCGCCGUCUCAACCGCUACCCUAUCAGGGGUCUCCACACACACCUCACACAGGACCUCCGUAG